This is a messenger RNA of Lotus japonicus, 693 nucleotides long. RefSeq lists its product as uncharacterized. Bases 1 to 693 code for a protein of 230 amino acids. NCBI's taxonomy places the organism in Eukaryota, Viridiplantae, Streptophyta, Magnoliopsida, Fabales, Fabaceae. Gene Ontology annotation, biological process: nucleobase-containing compound metabolic process. Gene Ontology annotation, molecular function: nucleic acid binding; 3'-5' exonuclease activity. Gene Ontology annotation, cellular component: cytoplasm; nucleus. The transcript has a single exon. The record is from RefSeq and is a predicted model, not a curated record.
AUGAGAACAUUCCUCGUAGACGACAACCACAUCCCCAUCGACAUGCGAACCUACAACCCAAACCCCAAUUCAACAUCCCUCAUCAGCAUCGUCGACUACAACAUCCCCGACGGCUACAACCUCUACGACGUAACCUUCCAUUCCGACACCGUCCACACCCUCCUCACUUCCAAACCCGACGCCGUCAACGACUGGCUCACCGACACUCUCCACCUCCACCAACCCCACCCCUUCAUCAUCGCACUCCACCUCGAAUCCCAACCCAACAACAACCACCAACCCGCCACUCUCCACCUCUGCGUCGACCGCCGCUGCGUCAUCUACCAACUCGCCCACGCCCAAUUCAUCCCCUUCCACCUCUCCUCCUUCCUCCGCGACCCCAAUCACACAUUCAUCGGCGUAGGCAUUGAUGCCCACGCCGCCAGGCUCUUGGAGAUCCUUAAUCUUCCUGUGGCUAACUGCGUCGACCUCCGCUCCCUCGCCGCCGAUGUGCUCGGUGACGAGGCGAUGACGGCGGCGAGUCUUACUACGCUGGCGCGGCGCGUUCUCGGGAAGGAUGUGGAGAAGCCGGAGAGUGUUGCGAGGAGCAGCUGGGACCGUGUGCGACUCACGGCGGAGCAGGUGAAGUACGCGACUGUGGAUGCAUUUGCCUGCUAUGAGAUUGGACGGCGUCUCUACUGUAAUGCGUUUUGA